UAUAAAAAAAUACUACUAAUCAUCAGCAGAUGGCGCCGUUUCUGUUCUGCACUAAACUUGGACCAACUACUGUGGGGUUGUCGUGUAUGGAUAAAUGCUACCAAUGUGUGGACUGAUUAGGUGCAGAUUUGAAGUCACUGUUAAUACCCAGCAAGAACAAAGAUUCAGUUUUGCAUUUGAUGCCAGUCAUCUCAAAACUACUGUAGACUGAUAACGUUUGAUUCAUCAGGUCAGUCCCAAUACUUCAGCAAAACUCAAAACACUUGUUUAAAGAUGUCAAGUUAAACGAAUUGUUUAUCAGUAUUAUUUUUUGCAUAACCAUCAUUUUCUCUUGACUUAUAACGAACUUUGUUUUACAUGUUUGACCUAAUCUAAUAUCCAAAUAUCGAUCUAUCAAGCCCUCCCCUUUCAAAAUCUUUUAGCCAAUCAAAUUCUCAAAUAUCACAGCGUUGUUACUGAUUGGUCAGUGAGUGUCGACACUUAUCCGUGCGCUCUUUAAAUCUCCCUCUGCUCUGCUAUGAGCUUCUGGAACACUUUGUAUAAAUAUAAAAAAUCAAAAGGACGUGUAUUGUAAUUAUCCAGUUAUUUCUUUGUUUUUAUUAAACACCGAACAUAGAAAAAACAAUGGUUGAGCAAUUCGUUGGUAAAUGGAAAAUGACUUCAAGUGACAAUUUUGAUGAAUACAUGAAGGCUGUAGGUGCUGGUUUUGCUUCUAGGCAAAUGGCUAACCUAGCAAAACCCAGUCUGGCCAUUGCCGUGGAUGAGCAGGGGCUCGUCUCCAUGAAAGCUGUCACUACCUUCAAAACCCUGGAAAUCAAAUUUCAGUUUGAUGAAGAAUUUGAUGAGACAACAGCAGAUGACAGGACAGUCAGGACUACCAUGAGCCUUGUAGAUGGUAAACUUAUACAAAAGCAGACCUGGGAGGGGAAGACCACGAUAAUUGAAAGAGAGAUUCAAGACUCCAAAAUGAUUGCGAAAUGUAUCAUGGAUGAUGUGGUCGCUAUCAGGACAUAUGAGAAAGAUGUGUGAUGAAAGAUGCACAAACUCUGGGCUUUAAGACAGAUUAAAGACCUCAUUAGACUUUAAUAUGGUUCAAUUUGACUGAUUUGAUGUGAAUCAUGAAUUGCUUGGUUGCAAUAAUUUUG
Carassius gibelio (silver crucian carp) is the source of this 1145-nucleotide messenger RNA. RefSeq names its product fatty acid-binding protein, adipocyte-like. The transcript is spliced from 4 exons. NCBI's taxonomy places the organism in Eukaryota, Metazoa, Chordata, Actinopteri, Cypriniformes, Cyprinidae. Bases 625 to 1029 code for a protein of 134 amino acids. Gene Ontology annotation, biological process: fatty acid transport. Gene Ontology annotation, cellular component: cytosol; nucleus. Gene Ontology annotation, molecular function: fatty acid binding. The record is from RefSeq and is a predicted model, not a curated record.